AUGGCUGAAGAAGGAACAGGCCCUCAUAAUGGUGGACAUGGACCAGCCAGACCUCCUAGAAGGACCCUAGGUGAUUAUGCACAACAACAUGGUCCUAGGCAUUUCUCUAGCAUUUCAGCUCCAAAUACUUCUAGAGCCAUGGAGAUGAAGCCUGCCUUCCUUACUUUGGUUAGCUCACAACAAUUUGCUGGCCUUGAUCAUGAGGACCCAUACUCACACCUUUCAAAUUUCUAUAAGUUAUGUGGAACAAUGGGAAUCCCUGAAGGUGAUGAAGAAGCUGUAUAUUUGAGAUUUUAUCCUUCAUCCAAGUAUAUUAAGGCCAAGUCAGAAAUCACUACUUUCAAGCAAGGUGCAGAUGAACCAUUUUGUGAAGCUUGGGAAAGAUUUAAGUCAUUGCUCAGAAAAUGUCCUAACCAUGGGUUUGAAGAUAUAGCUCAACUGAAUUUCUUUGUUAAUGGAAUCAAGCCUGAGGUGAAGAUGUUAUUGGAUGCAUCAGCUGGUGGCACCAUGAUGACUGUGAAUCCAGAGGAAGCCACUCAAAUCAUAGAAUCUUUGGCAUCUUCUGAUCACCAAGCAGAGCAUGGGAGACACCAAUCUCAUAAAAGAGGAGUUCUUGAUCUCAGUACUAAUGAUGCAAUCCUUGCACAAAACAAGCUGCUAUCUCAACAGAUUGAAGCACUGACUAAGCAGAUGGCCAAGAUUCCACAACAGCUUCAUGCUAUUGCUUCUUCUUCAACCCAACAAAAUCCUUCUCUAAAAUGUGAUUUUUGUGGAGGAGAUCAUCCCAAUGGUCACUGUUCAGAAAUUCCAAAUGAAGAAGAGGUCAACUAUGUGGGGAACCAACAAAAAGGAGGUAAUUUUAAUUCCCGUAAUUAUAAUACUAACAAUUAUAUGCAGGGAAAUCAAGGUUGGAGAAACAACAAUAACAACCAAGGUUAUGGAUGGAGGAAUGAAGCUGGACCAUCCAAUAGGCCACCACCACAACAACAACAACAACACCAGCCUGCUUAUCCUUCUAUGCAUGAAAGAACCAGCAAAUUGGAGGAUACUCUGAACCAGUUCAUGCAGGUAUCUAUGAACAACCAGAAGAAUACAGAGGCAUCCAUCAAGAACUUGGAGGUGCAGGUGGGUCAGCUAGCUAAACAAUUAGCUGACAUGUCUAAAGGCCCAUUUUCAGCCAACACCAAGACCAACCCCAAGGAGUAUUGCCAAGCCAUAACAACAAGAAGUGGAAAGGUGGUAGGUAGUGAUGUUGGGAAAGAGAAGGAAAGACAAUUUGCAAGGUUUCUAGACAUCAUCAAGAAGCUCCAGAUAAAUAUUCCCUUCACUGAAGCCAUGGAACAAAUGCCUACUUAUGCUCGGUUCAUGAAGGAUCUCUUGACUAAGAAGAGAAGAAUUCUUGAAGAAGAAACUGUGGAGCUUGAGGCUGGGUGUAGUGCCAUCAUACAAAAAUCUUUGCCUCAAAAAUCCAGAGAUCCGGGUAGUUUUACUCUCCCCGUGUCUAUUGGAAAUCUAUCAGUGGGUAAGGCACUAUUGGACCUUGGAGCCAGUGUUAACUUGAUGCCUUUAUCCAUGCUGAAGAAGAUAGGAGAAGUAGAGGUACGACCUACAAGAAUGACCUUACAGUUGGCAGAUAGAUCCAUCAAGCUUCCACAUGGUAUAGUGGAAGAUAUGAUCGUGAAGGUUGAUAAGUUCAUGUUUCCAGUUGAUUUCGUAGUCAUGGAUAUGGAAGAGGAUGUAGAAGUUCCUUUGAUAUUGGGCAGACCCUUCAUGAAGACAGCUAGAGUUAUCAUAGACAUGGAUGAUGGAAAGCUGAAGGUGAGAGUUCAAGAUGAAGAAGUGAGUUUCAAUGUAUUUGAAACAACGAAGUUUCCAAAAGGCAACAAAGAUUGCUUUAGAAUUGAUGUAUUAGAUGAUGUGUACUUGGAAACUCAAAAUGAUUUCAAGAGCUCAUCGCCACUAGAGAAGGCUUUGCCUAUCUCUAACGAAGAAUUGGAAAAGGUCAUUGGUAAAGCUUGUCAUCUGCCAGUGGGAUUGGAACAUAAAGCAUUUUGGGCUUUGAAGGCCUUAAAUUAUGAUUUGAAGGCAGCAGGGGAGAAAAAAAAGCUUCAAUUGCAUGAAUGGGAAGAAAGGAGAUUGAAAGCUUAUGAGUCCUCUAAGUCUUACAAGCACAAAGCCAAGAUAUAUCAUGACAGGAAAAUUCUGAACAGGAGCUUCCAACCUGGCCAGCAAGUAUUAGUGUUCAAUUCCAGGUUGAAACUUUUCCCUGGGAAGCUCAAAUCUAAGUGGUCAGGUCCUUUCUUGAUUAAAUUUGUCAAAUCAUAUGGAGCUAUUGAACUUGAAGAUCCUGCUUCUGGAAGGACUUGGUUGGUUAAUGGUCAGAGGCUCAAGCACUAUUUGGGUGGUGAAGUUGAGAGAUUCACUGCCAGCACACAUUUGAAGAAGCCAUGA
Messenger RNA from Cajanus cajan (pigeon pea), 2451 nucleotides. Lineage: Eukaryota; Viridiplantae; Streptophyta; Magnoliopsida; Fabales; Fabaceae. The record is from RefSeq and is a predicted model, not a curated record.